ACUGUAUAAUUAUAGAAACUGAGACAAACUUCCAGAAUUUAAAAGAUGAUAAAUGCUUCGGAAACUUAAACAAACAAAAAACUAAGUCUACAAUGAAGUUUUGUACAGACCUCGACAAAUCAGUUCUAGUGUCCAAUUGUGAGAAACGUGGUUGGACUCAAGUAAAUCCAGAAGAUGAUUGGCAUUUUUAUUGGGCGAGCAGCCAAACGUGUCGAUCCCUGUUUAGCGUGGAUAGUGGAUACCGGAUGAAUGAUUAUCAAAUAAUCAAUCAUUUUCCAACACAUUUCGAGCUAUCACGAAAAGAUUUACUUGUUAAAAACAUAAAAAGAUAUCGUCGAGAUUUGGAACGGGAAGGGAAUCCAAUUGCAGAACGUGGGGGACCAGAUACCAAAUACUUACAUUUAGAUUUCAUUCCUGUCACAUUUGUAUUACCUGCUGAUUAUAAUAUGUUCGUUGAAGAAUAUCGCAAAGCCCCACAAACAACAUGGAUAAUGAAGCCUUGUGGUAGGUCACAAGGAAAUGGUAUAUUUUUGAUCAACAAAUUAUCAAAAUUAAGAAAAUGGUCUAGAGAAGCGAAAAGUCCGUUUACACCACAAUUAUCUAAAGAAAGUUACGUAAUAUCUAGGUAUAUUGAUAAUCCACUGUUAAUUGGAGGAAAGAAAUUUGAUCUACGUUUAUACGUGUUAGUAACAUCCUUUCGUCCAUUAAAAGCAUAUCAAUUUAAAUUAGGUUUCUGUAGAUUUUGUACAGUUAAAUAUGAUUCAAGUGUUGCCGAACUCGAUAAUAUGUAUGUGCAUUUAACAAAUGUUUCAAUCCAGAGACACGGUGAAGAAUAUAAUGCUAUGCAUGGUGGAAAACUUAGUGUUCAAAAUUUACGAUUAUACUUAGAAAGUACUCGUGGAAAACAAGUAACUGAACGAUUAUUUGGACAAAUUUCUUGGUUAAUCGUACAUUCACUAAAAGCCGUUUCUCCAACAAUGGCAACAGAUCGUCAUUGUUUCGAAUGUUAUGGAUAUGAUAUUAUAAUCGAUAAUAACUUAAAACCAUGGUUAAUUGAAGUAAACUCGUCACCAUCUUUAACAUGUACAACAGUUAAUGAUCGAAUUUUAAAACAUAAAUUAGUGGAUAAUAUUCUUUCAAUUGUUGUUCCACCAACUGGUUUACCGGAUGUUCGUUGGAAUAAAAUACCAAGUCCUGAACAACUAGGUAAUUUUGAGUUACUUAUUGAUGAAGAACUGCAAAAAGAUGAAAAUCAAUGUUCUAGUUUUAAUACUCGCUCAAAUAAUCGACAUCCUCAAAAUUCACGUUGGAAAUAA
This is a messenger RNA of Chrysoperla carnea, 1316 nucleotides long. It is a transcript of the gene TTLL1B, whose product is annotated as probable tubulin polyglutamylase TTLL1. The coding region runs from base 93 to 1316 and encodes 407 amino acids. Gene Ontology annotation, cellular component: cilium. The record is from RefSeq and is a predicted model, not a curated record. Gene Ontology annotation, biological process: microtubule cytoskeleton organization; protein polyglutamylation. The transcript is spliced from 5 exons. Lineage: Eukaryota; Metazoa; Arthropoda; Insecta; Neuroptera; Chrysopidae. Gene Ontology annotation, molecular function: tubulin binding; tubulin-glutamic acid ligase activity.